AUGGCCAAAAAAAGCAGUGCAACAUAAAAAUAAAAAAUUAUUUUUUACACAGGUUCUAUGGGACCCUGAAACAAAUGGACCUAAAAUAACUAUUGUUCCUAAUUCAAAAAUUUUAUUAUAAUUACAAUUUAUCAUAAGCUAGGCAAACGAAAAAAAAAUCCAAUUCAGAACAAAGAUUAAUAAUUUCACACAUUAUCUUCAAUUGCAACAAUAUCUGCAAACUUCGACUUACAGAAUCGAUUGCAAUUCAAAAGCAAUAUUGAUAAUAAUAUUGCAAUUCGAACAGGAAAUGCAAAAAAAAAAAAAUUUCCCUUCAUCUAAAAUAAACUACAAAAGAAAAAAAUAUACAGAAGCAAUAAAGAUGAACUAAAGAAAAAGAAGAAAAAAAAAUGGCAAAAUAAAAUUAAUGACCAUGACAAUGCGAAAGAAUUUUUGAAGCACACCAUCUCUUCAAUUUUAAUCUGACAGCACAGCGUUUUGAUAAUUUUUAUUAUCUAAGAAAAUUCACGCGGCAUAUAUAAAUACAAAACUUGAGAACAUGAACGGCACAUGUCAGAUAUAAACGCGCUUUCUUCUCGUACGUAUCGUGUAGACAGUAAUUGUUCAAUCCCAUAAAGAGUGUGUAGUUCAAGAACUCAUUUCUACAGAAAAUGGCCCAAGGGACACUGUCAUGGCUGAAUCAAGAUUUCUUGGAAAAGGCCCUUAGAAAAGGAGAGAAUGAUGAUUCGAUUCAGGUGCACGAUAUAUUCACGAAAGCAGCAACUGAUAAAGGUGAUAACUAUACAAGUCAAAUGAUUCGCGCCACUAUUGACUUAUCGCGAAAAGUCGGUUGCCGAAAUGUCACCGAGAAAAAGUCUCUCAUCAUUAAAGUUGUGCCGGAUGAGAAAAAAACACGAGAAUUGGUGGAGAAAGCAGGUCUUUUUGGCACAGAAAUGAUAAUGUUGAUAGAGACUUUGCCAAAGAUGAAUGAAAUUCAAGGAAAUAUCAAACCGUUUAACGCGAAAGGAUACUACAUUCAGAAAAGUGAUCCGCCUCUUCUUGUAUUCGACGAUUUAGCACCAAUGGGAUUCCGAAUGGCUAAUCGUCAAGCUGGACUUGACAUAGAUCACAGUUUAAUGGCUCUCCGAUCACUUGCAAGGUUUCACGCUUGUUCGAUUGCAGUUUGUGAAAAGGAACCAAAGACAAAGGAAAUUUACAAUAAGGGAAUGUUUAAUAGUGCUCAUGGUCCAGAAAUGUCACAAUUUUUUAAUUCGAGCGUUAAAGCAUUGGCUAAAGAAAUGGCGAAUUGGUCUGAAUUUGAUCCCGAAAUUUCCGAAAAAUUAUUAAAACUGUCAGAAGUAAUUUACACGAAAGGAAUUGAAGCGUGUGAAUUGAAAAAGGACGAGUUUCACGUAAUAAAUCAUGGUGACUUUUGGGUAAAUAACAUGCUUUUCCGGUACGACAAUCAUGGGAAAGUGAUUGAUCAAAUUUUCGUGGAUUUCCAAUUGUGCGUUUACGGCACUCCGGCCAUUGAUCUUCACUACUUUCUCAAUACAAGUGUAUCGCAGGAGGUCUACGAGGACAGUAUGGAGCUGCUUCUCACCGAAUACGUAAAUUCACUUUCAAACUGGAUGCAGCUGAGUGGAUGUAAAACAGAGCCAAUUAGUCUCGAGGGACUGAAGAAAGUUUUAAAGGAACGUGAAAUUUUUGGCCUCAUUGCUUCAGUCACUGUUCUGCCAAUUGUUUUAGUCAAUAAGGACGAUGCGAAGAAUUUCGAUGAAAUGCUCGACGAGAAUGGCGAAAUCAAGGACGGCGGUUAUUAUAGGGGUGAAAUUUACCGUCAAGUUGUAGGGAAACGAUUACCGAAAUGGCACAAAAAGGGUUUACUUGAUUUGUAAAUUUUAAAGAGAAAAAGCAAAAAAUUAAUUAGGAUAUUCUAAUGAUAAUUUUAAUUAGACAAUUUUUGUCCGUUAUAGAAACUAAUUGAAAACCAAAGAUUGUUAAAUUUAGAUCUUCGUUACUAAAAUUGAAUGUGUUAAUUAGAUUCUUUUUUUU
Leptopilina heterotoma is the source of this 2034-nucleotide messenger RNA. RefSeq lists its product as uncharacterized. The record is from RefSeq and is a predicted model, not a curated record. Bases 651 to 1877 code for a protein of 408 amino acids. The transcript has 6 exons. Lineage: Eukaryota; Metazoa; Arthropoda; Insecta; Hymenoptera; Figitidae.